Mustela lutreola (European mink) is the source of this 7967-nucleotide messenger RNA. RefSeq names its product SHC adaptor protein 3 (gene SHC3). Gene Ontology annotation, molecular function: receptor tyrosine kinase binding. Lineage: Eukaryota; Metazoa; Chordata; Mammalia; Carnivora; Mustelidae. Bases 845 to 2608 code for a protein of 587 amino acids. The transcript is spliced from 12 exons. Gene Ontology annotation, cellular component: plasma membrane. Gene Ontology annotation, biological process: intracellular signal transduction; cell surface receptor protein tyrosine kinase signaling pathway. The record is from RefSeq and is a predicted model, not a curated record.
ACACUUGUCAUGGCUGCUCUGCUGACUUGAAAAAAGAAAAACCCAGGAAAUUGGUUUUUGAUGUUCACCUGGGAGUAAAUAUUCUUCUCUUUUCUGUUCUUUUUUCUUUUUUGGCUAUUUACCAAUUGCUGGUGCUUUCCAAAUCAGAAUUCAUGAGGAUCCGCUGAAGAUCUUAUUCUUAAAAAGGCUUCGUCACAUUUUAACUCAUGGCUGUCAGACACUCAGGGGCCCCCACGGAGGGCUGAGCGGGGGACAGGAAGCCUUAGCAGAGAAGAAGGGGUUUCAGAAAGUUCAUCUGACCGUCCGAAGGGACCGCACUGACCUCUGGCACAGAUGCUGAGGCGGGGGAUGGGGAGGCGAGCCAGCAAAGGUCGGAAGGGAGUCUCUGGGAAGGUAGAAAAGGCAGUUUGAGAAUUGAUUGGCUCUAGUGUGCAGUCAGUGGGUGUAUGCAUUUUUUUCUUUCUUUUUCUUUCUUUCUUUCGUGUGUGUGUGUGUGUGUGUGUGUGUGCGCGCGCGUGUGUGUGCGCGUGUGUGCGCUACAGGAAGUGAUUUGCAGUGCUCCCCGGGCCUUUGUUGAGAAGGGUCUCCUCUGGAGUGAGUCACGCUCUCGCUGUGCGCAGCCCUAGCCGCCGGGCGCUCCCCUUCCGAAGCGAUGCCUGGAGCGGCGCGAGCGUGCCGCCCUCCGCAGCCGAGCGCGGGGCCGGGGCUGCGCGGCCGCGGCGGCGCGGGCCGCUAGCGGGGAGGCGGCGCCGCUGUCCCCCGCUGUCCCGGCCGCCGCGUCCCGCCGGGCCGCCGCGCUCGCCCCUGCAGCGCCCGGGCGGAUGCGGCCAGCCCACGGAGGGGCAUGCUUCCACGCACCAAGUACAACCGCUUCAGGAAUGACUCGGUGACAUCGGUCGACGACCUUCUGCACAACCUGUCGGUGAGCGGCGGCGGCAAGGUCUCGGCGGCGCGCGCGGCCCCGGCGGCGGCCCCCUACCUGGUGUCCGGAGACGCGCUGCGCCGGGCGCCCGACGAUGGGCCGGGCAGCCUGGGCCACCUGCUCCACAAGGUGUCCCACCUGAAACUCUCCAGCUCGGGCCUCCGCGGGCGCUCGGCGGCCAGGGCGCGGGCGGGCGCGCGGCUCUCGGGCAGCUGCAGCGCGCCCAGCCUGGCCGCCCCGGACGGCAGCGCGGCCCCCGGCCCCGGCGCCCCGGCCAUGCGCGCCGCCAGGAAGGGCCGGCCCGGCGACCAGCCGCCGCCGCGCGCCCCGCACGCCAGCGACCAGGUGCUGGGGGCCGGAGUCACCUACGUCGUCAAGUACUUGGGCUGCAUUGAAGUUCUCCGCUCAAUGAGGUCUCUUGACUUCAGCACAAGAACACAGAUUACCAGGGAAGCCAUCAGCCGUGUGUGUGAAGCUGUCCCUGGCGCCAAAGGAGCCUUCAGGAAGAGAAAGCCUCCCAGCAAAAUGCUGUCCAGCAUCCUGGGCAAGACCAACCUCCAGUUUGCGGGGAUGAGCAUCUCGCUGACCGUAUCGACCGCCAGCCUGAACCUGCGGACGCCCGACUCCAAACAGAUCAUUGCGAACCACCACAUGCAGUCCAUCUCCUUCGCAUCAGGGGGAGACCCGGACACAACCGACUACGUGGCGUAUGUGGCGAAGGACCCCGUUAAUCGCAGAGCGUGUCACAUUCUGGAGUGCUGCGACGGGCUGGCCCAGGAUGUCAUUGGCUCCAUCGGACAGGCCUUCGAACUCCGCUUUAAGCAAUAUUUGCAGUGUCCUUCCAAGGUGCCUGCGUUCCACGGCCGAAUGCAGAGUCUGGAUGAGCCGUGGACUGAAGAGGAGGGGGAUGGCUUGGACCACCCAUACUACAACAACAUCCCGAGCAAGACACCUCCUCCAGGGGGCUUCGCGGAUGUGCGGCUGCAGGCCAGACCCCAUGCCCCCGACACAGCCCAGUUUGCAGGAAAAGAGCAAACUUACUACCAGGGGAGACACUUAGGAGACCCGUUCGGCGAGGACUGGCAGCAAACACCUGUCAGGCAAGGGUCCCUGGACAUCUACGGCAUGCCGGAGGGGAAAGCGCACGCGGCCCCUGGAGAAGCCCCCACGUACGUGAACGCCCAGCACCUCCCGCCUCAGGCCACGCCGGCGUCGGGCAGCAGCGCAGAGAGCAGCCCGCGGAAGGACCUCUUCGACAUGAAACCUUUUGAAGAUGCUCUCAGGAACCAGUCCUUGGGGCCUGUGCUGAGCAAAGCGGCCUCCGUGGAGUGCAUCAGCCCCGUCACCCCCAGAGCCCCAGACGCCAAGAUGCUGGAGGAGCUGGAAGGGGAGCCUUGGUACCGAGGGGAGACGAGCCGGAAGGAGGCCGAAGGGCUGCUGAAGAACGAUGGGGACUUCCUGGUCCGGAAGAGCGCCACCAACCCGGGCUCCUUCGUCCUCACAGGAAUGCACAAUGGCCAGGCCAAGCACCUGCUGCUCGUGGACCCGGAAGGCACGAUCCGGACAAAGGACAAGGUCUUCGACAGCAUCAGCCACCUCAUCAACCACCACCUGGAGAACAGCCUGCCCAUCGUCUCCGCAGGAAGCGAGCUCUGCCUCCAGCAGCCGGUGGAGAAGGCUCCGUGACCGGCCAGCCACCCUGUCCUGACUCCACACCGAUGGUCAGGAGUCCUGGCUCUUCCCGGAAGAUGGAUAUGAAGGCUCUGGAAACUCAGGCCGCUGCCUGCGGGCUCAGAGCCUCAUCCAAAUGCCCCAGGAGGAAAGUGUCCGUCAAGUGCAAGUUUCAUAAACUUGUUCUGAUUUUCUCGUGUGCAUAUUAAAGGUGUACAUACCUAUACACUGUACAAAUUAUCCCUCUAUAUUUAUAUUUUUUAAGACUAAGAGAGAUGUAAGACUAACGUUCUGUGCUGUAUGUUUUUAAUGGGAAAAAAAUGUUUGACUGUAGUUGUCUGGGCAAAAAUUUAAUUCAACUGACCCAUUCUACUGAAAAAUUCCACUAGGAAGGUGUUGCCUGCAGCUUUAUCUGAGGGGAGAGAAGCAGGCAGGAGGGCUGGGGGUCAACGUGGAGCUGUAGCGGAAGAAGGCAGGCGGCUCCCCAGAGCAGCUGAGCUCCGCACAGAACCCUCCGCCGGUCCUGGUUGCUGCCACUCGGAGCCGCUGGUGUCCCUUCCUCCGUGAUGCAUCUCCCCCAGCUGUCGGCCUCACACCUGUGCGGUCGCAGUGCUGAUGGCUGGUGCCGCUGUGCUAAGGAGAUGGCUGGGGGAUGUCCCAGCUUUUCCGGGCGGUGGCAGUGCUGGGCACAGGAAUGCUGUCCGUCUUGACCAGUGUUGUCCAGGGGUCUGUUUGACGGCCAGAUAGGGGUAGAAAGCGAGCCUCAGUGACCAAGAUCUUGACUGGCACGUGCUUCCCAUAUGGUCAUCUGCGUAACGACAAACCAGCAUGUGCGGAGGGCUGGGGGCAAAGUCUUGGUUUCCGCGUCCUUGCGGCCGGCACGCCGAUCGCAGCUGCCGGGGUGGCCGCUAGGAGACAGCACGCGCUGCCCCCGCUACGCGCUGCGUCCGGGGCAGAUGCCAGCGCGUGCUCAGCCCCGAGACCUCUGCACGGCUGCUGCUCCCGCUUCACCUUCGUCUCGGGCUGCGGACUCGGGAGUGUGGGGAAUCGGAUUGAGGUUUUGCUGCUCAAGUGGCUGGUGGGUAGUGCCGCUGGCUGUCUCUGCCACAGAUUUUCCAGUUGCUCCCUGGAACGGGCCUAUGAUUUCUUCCCAGGUCAUUUGGGGCCAACAGGGGGGGACAGUGUUUCUAGUUUUAAAAAACACCUGGUUGAGGUUAACUUGUGAUUUAACAGAUGCCGUCUUUUAAAAGCCGAAGGGCUCACCUGUCGGUUGGCAGCCUGUCUCUGGUGCCACAAGCUCUCAUCCCCUGCUGUCCCACAGCCCGCGGGGGCCCUGGGUCAGGGCUGCGGGACUUUCCGCACACUAAUAGUGGGGCAGGAAUAAAUCUGAUGCUUCAAGAAUGAGGAGUUAAGGCUGGAUUUUAAACAUUCUGAUGAGUAGUAAUUCUGCAAAGUUCUAUUUCUGAAGGAGCCCCAUUUCUGUUCUCAGGGUGUGGGUGUGUGUCCAGGAUGGAAGGUGGGGUGCAGCGCGUGGGUGACAUCGGGCAGGUCCGAAGAUUUGUGUGGAGGCUUCUUAGGAGUUUUUGUCCUUUGAGUGUCCAAGGAGUCCCAGAAGACAGUGGCUUCAAUCUCCUAGAAUGUUCUGCCAUGGGUUAGAACUAAUGUAGGGCCACCCACCCCUCCUGGAGCAGCUCUGGUUUCAGUCGCAUGAGGAGACCCACUCCACGUUACCCAGAAGCAAUAGGAGCUGAACAGGUCUCGGCAGCAGCGGGUUGGGGGCAGCUGUGGGAACCCUCCUGUCCCAUCCCCUGGAGGCCUGCAGCCCUGCAGACAUACAUAGAGGUCCCAGCCCUGUGUGCAAGUGUCCACACAUAUGAUAAACGGAUGAAAUGACUUCUCUGGAUGGCCUGCGGGGCCCCCUGAGUAAUCUUAAGGGCUGGCCCCAAAUUCUAAUAUUUAAGGGCAAAGUAGGAAAGGCUGGUUAGGGACCGGGAGACCCUGCACAGCUGACCUGUGUUUUUUGUGCUCCUGGGGAUGUGAGAUAUGAUCAUCAGUACGGUUUAGAGCUCUCUGCUGUGCAGUCAGUGAUUCGCUCAGCGGUGAUAAGCAACAUAUAUCCUGUCUUUUUGCAUGAGAAUCGAUUUAGAAAAUUAGAAAUAUUGGAGGCGAUCAAAUUUUGUUUCAAUAUUAAUUCAAAAUAUGUAUUUUGAAGUUCGGAUUCCAGGAUUGCUUACAAAACAACAGGCCAGUGGAGAUCUGGGCUUCUCUGUACUGCCAGAGCGCCAGCGGAUGGCUGCUGUUCUCUCCUGGUCAUCCCUCCCCUGUGUGAGGCGGGGUGGGGCCCCACAGGUCACCGCGGCUCCCCUUCAAGGCUGUGAAAUGGGCAUGAUAGGGAGCCCCACUCAUGGGGGAGAAACUGAGGCACGGGGGGCGCUUCACGCUGCUCUAAGCCAUGCAAUGGGCAGGCAGAGCUGUGCUCCCUCCACGUUUCUGGGCUCUGCUGCGCCUGGAGAUCAGGAUUCCCAGGCAAAGACGGCCACUCCCUGCCCAGCCUCGGUGCCCCUCGUCUGGCCCCGGACCACACCUCUGCCAGGCAAGGCUGUGUGUUCCUGGACCCCCGAGUCCCCGGAUACAUUUGCUGCUCAGUGUACCCAGCCCCCCGGAGCCCAGGGGGCACUGGACAUGCUGCUUCUCAGCCCAGGCCACUGGCAUGCACGGCAGGUCCCACCGGCCCACGACAGCCAUGCCACCCACUGCCCCCCCACCGACACGACUACGUGUGAACGAGUGGGACUUUCAUCGGUGGUUUCGGUGAGCCCUGGUGCUGGGGGCACCGAACCGCCCCGUGGACUGUCUGACGGCCAACCAUUCAGACAUUUCCAGCCCCGACUCUGUGUGGACUCUGCCACUCCCGGGUUCUCGGCUCGAGAGGCCAAAGGGCCCAGCAGCCACGUCACUGUGACACACGUUUCACCGUUGGACACUGUCUCAGGCGUUGGGGCGGAUGGGCAGACGGAGACCAAGGUCCAGGGAUGGAGGCUGUGUCCGAUGCCUCCUUCCCAUAAGUGACCCUCAGAGACGAAGGUUCUAGUCCUCCCUUCCCUGAGUCAGUCCCCUGGUGAAAGCAAUUCCCACAAGAUCACAGGCCUCCCCAGAGCCGCACGGCCUCACCUUUGUUGCUGGGUGUCUCCGAGCGCCACCCGCCCGCACCCCUCCCGCGAGAUGGGGGGGUGCUCGUGAAUCUACGGAAACAGGAAGGACAGUUGCUCCUCAUGCAGGUGCGACGGGCUCCCUCGCUGGGCUCCCACACCGGCGGGUCACCCGCGCCUUUCUGCGGGUGGACACGGCCCAAUGGGAAGGGGACGGGAAUUGUGGAAAUACUGCGCUUAGGUCAUUGUGUGCCGCGGACAGAUCUCAGUCCUGAGUUUUAGGAUAAUACCUGGCGCUGCAGUCAAACUCAAAACAUUUGUCCUGAGAGAAAUGAAUUGGGAAAACCGCUUAAUGAGAAGGUGUUGCCACCUGGGCAUGCCAGGGCCACGCAGGGGUGACAAGCAAGAGAGCAGUCUAGGACGUGCCGCUGCAGAAGUGCGGGAGCUGGGCCCGGGAGACUGGCUGGAGCGCAGUGACGGUCAGUGGCUGAAUCUCAGACAGAGCACAGGACUUAUUAGGGUCCUUUGUCGUUGGGUAUAAAGCUCAGCCCCUGGUCGGAAAUGGCGCAGAGCUCCUCCUUGGGUUUGCAUUCAUGCUCAUUCUUUUCACAAAAGGCAUAAAGACGCGAGUCUUACACGGAUAAGGAAGUGCUUCUGCCGUGCUUCAGAAGCAGACCCCGAGGCGGUCUAACUGUACGUCGUUUCUCUGGGUGAUGCCCCAGGGGCAGGGAAGGGCACGCUCAGGCAGGUCACCGUGAUGUGGAAGAUGCACGGCGCCAAGGGACAGCAGGAGAUGGGGCCGGACACACGUCCGUGGUCACCCAGCAGCCCAUCACACGUAGAAAGCAGGCCCUGUGCACACCUGAGCAUGGGGCGAGGGGGAUCCCAGGCAGGGCGACUGGCCUCCAGGCUAAGCAGAUCUGGAGUGGCUGGACAAUGAGGCGCCCCCCGGGGCCCCACGCCAGGAGGUCUGCACAGGAACCAAGAGUUUGCAUUUCUAGUAGAUUGAGCGACGCUGGUGGGGAGUGUGGACUUUGAGAACCCCAUGCGGUGUGAGCUGCUGGCCUCUGACCCUCCCUUGUUGAGGGUCCCCCUCUAACUUAGGACUUUGUUUUCCCACCACCUCAUGUCACAGAUCCCAGAGUCCAUGCUCUGGGCCUUCCAAAUGGAGGAUUAAUAAGCGUUUAGAACUCCGUGCACUCGCUGCUGGCACAUACAAUGCCAUCUGCCAGCUACGAUUUAUUUAUAAUGGGGUUUAUACAUAUUUAUAAGUUUGCAGGCAACAAAUGCACAGUUUAAAAACUGGCCCAUUUUGUAGUAGCUAGAAAAGCUGCAGUUUCCUACCAGGCCUUUGAAUGUCACCCUUGUGCAUGCACACAUGUACCUACACUGGUCAGGACGGACGCACACCUGUGUGUGUGUGUGCGUGUGUGUGUGCGCGUGUGCGCGCAGGCAGGCCACCUGGGCGGUGCACACCUCGAGACUCCCCCCCCCUCCGUGUGCUGGUAUUUUAACCAACAGGGACAAGCAGAAAGUGAACCAGAUGUGCAGAGUUUGGCAUCCGCAGAUACACGGAGGAGGUCCUGGAUGCUUCCGGGUGUGCGGCCCGAGGGCAAGGGGAUGGGAACAGACAGGAGGGCCCCGGAGGAAGUCCCAGAGGGUCGGGAGGCGAGGGAAGCCAGCAGGGAAGACCAGGCCAGGAGGGAGACGGUGGAGGAGAACGGAGGCACACAGAAGGGUGUUACCCGGCAGCGUGCGGCGUCUCUCGGAGACCAGACAGGAAAGACAAGGAGGGGCCGGCGUGGCAAGGCUGUCCCCACCAGGUGUGCUGGGGACAGCUGGCUGCCCGGCUUCUAGGCACUCCCAGCCAACCUGCUCUUGGCCUGCUCUGUGCAUUGGUUCCUGUGUGGCAGGCACGGUGCUGGGCUCCUCAUAGGGGACAAGAACACAGGGGGCAUUAGCAUGUGACAAGCCUGAUGGCCGACGCAGUCAUGUUCCACAGGACGGUGGAGGCCGGGGCUCCCGGGGGAUGCUGGCGUGGGAGUGCCAGAGCAAGCAGACAGGGUAGGGGCCCCAGAGCGGACAGGGCAGUGUCACAUACAACGGCUGCUGUCAGCUGGGACACUGGAGGCUGGCAGCGCCCCCCCACCCGGAUGGCCAGGAGGACCAUUCUCAUGGAAGAAAGGGCCAGAUUACGAUGCUGCCCCCCACAACGCUGAUUUCUG